This is a messenger RNA of Cuscuta campestris, 1827 nucleotides long. NCBI's taxonomy places the organism in Eukaryota, Viridiplantae, Streptophyta, Magnoliopsida, Solanales, Convolvulaceae. The record is from the annotation of a GenBank genome assembly.
CAAUCACUACUCGAGAUUUUCGAUUUGGGCGUCAAGAUUAUUACUUUCUUUCUGGGAUCAAUCGGAGAAGAGGAUCGGAGAUGUUGGAAGAGGGAAUUUCGGCGACUUGUAGGGGUUUCUAUACGCCGCCACCCAAACGGAGUAGCUAUCAGUUGCCAUCUCCGGCGACCCAGACGAGGCCUCCUCAUCCCCACAGCGCCGGCGGCAAAGAGGAACUAUUUCACGUCCUUCACAAAGUGCCCGCCGGCGACUCUCCCUAUGUCCGGGCCAAACACGUUCAGCUCAUAGAGAAGGAUCCGAGCCGGGCCAUUUCUUUGUUCUGGGCUGCCAUUAAUUCCGGCGACAAGGUGGACAGUGCCCUGAAGGAUAUGGCAGUUGUGAUGAAGCAGUUGAACCGUUCCGAUGAGGCGAUUGAAGCCAUCAAGUCUUUUCGCCAUCUUAGCCCAGCACAUUCCCAAGAAUCCAUUGAUAACAUCUUGUUAGAGCUGUACAAGAAAUCCGGCAGAUUUGAGGAUGAGAUUUAUCUUCUUGAACAUAAGCUCAAGAACAUUGAAGAAAGUAUGGCUUUUGGUAGGAGGACAACUAAGAUUGUUAGAUCUCAAGGCAAAAAGACUGAAGUCACACUUAACAAGGAAUACUCCAGGUUGCUUGGUAAUUUGGCAUGGGCUUACAUGCAAACAGAUAACUUCAAGUUGGCUGAAGAGAACUACAGAAAAGCUCUUUCCCUUGAACCAGACAAGAACAAGCAGUGCAACCUUGCAAUCUGCUUGAUGCAAAUGAACAAGAUUGCGGAGGCCAAGUUUCUGCUUCAAUCCAUCAGAGCUUCUUCGUCGCAAGAUCGCGAAGAGAUGAGCGACUCGUGCUGCAAGUCCCUUGACCGCGCCAUGGAAAUGCUCUCGGAACUAGAGCGAAAACCAUCUGGCAUUUGCUUGGGGAGAAAACAUGGGUGUCCUGUUUCUGGUAGGGGAAGUCCAAGGACCUCGGCGUGGUCGUCUAGAGCCAGCAGAAGACUGCAUUUUGAGAAGCCCAACUUCAAGACAGGGUCUCACUUUCGCGAUGGGAAUUGGAGAAGGGACCCGAAAUGCAAUUUGCCCAUUAGUUUGGAUGCAUCAGAAGCAUCAUCACCAUCACCAUCAACUUCUGGUUCAAGAAAAUCUGGGUUCUUCCCUUCCACUGCUAAGGAGAAAAUGCAGAAGAGUUGGGCUGAUAUGGUUGAAGAAGAAGAAGAAGGAGGAGGCAAUGAUGAAAAUGAAGAGUUCUUGGUAACAGGAAGAGUUGAAACACUGGAUAUCAAUGGUGGGUACCACACACAACCUGAAGAAAUUACCAAACACCAUUCCAAGUGCUUUGACACUUCUUUUGUUGGUGGCUCAUCAUCUGCUUGGCAUAAGGAGUUAAACUUUGAUAAUAUGGACAGUUUGGCUCUUCCUCCUCAUGUGCGCGAUUUCGCGACUGCCACGGAAAUGCCUCUUCGCAAGCUGAAGCAAAGGAACAAUAACAGGCUGCAAGUGUUUCAGGACAUAACUCCUUGAUCAGUGACACUCUCCUUUUUAGGCUUUGUUUGAUCAUUUGUUGUGUGCAGAUAUAAAAAGACAUAGUUGUAAAUACCACCAGCUUUGAUUGAAGCUGCAAGUUUGAUUUCUGUUCUUGUUGUAGUCAUAAAAAAGAUAUCUUUCUUUUCUUUUUUUUUACUGUGAAUACUUAAGUAUAUAUUCUGCUGUGAAAAAGGGAUGAAAUUAAGUGAGCAAUUUGGGAGGCAUCAAAUGUUUGUUCUUUAUUUUCAAAUCUGUCUCAUACCUUAUGGUGGAUUAAAUUGUCUAAUGUAGU